Guillardia theta CCMP2712 is the source of this 2952-nucleotide messenger RNA. RefSeq lists its product as hypothetical. The record is from RefSeq and is a predicted model, not a curated record. Gene Ontology annotation, molecular function: calcium ion binding. The transcript has 24 exons. NCBI's taxonomy places the organism in Eukaryota, Cryptophyceae, Pyrenomonadales, Geminigeraceae. Bases 1 to 2952 code for a protein of 983 amino acids.
AUGAGCUGUGUUAUCAAUCAAAGCCUCGAUGGAGGCAAAGUCUGCCUGGGACCAGGAUACCUUUGCUCGGGGGGGACUUUCGUCGAGGGUCCCGGGUCCAAACCCGUCUGUAAGUAUGACGCAAGCCCCGCAAGCUUCAUUCUUUUCAUGUUUUUGAUCUCCAUCAUCAUUAUCUUCGAAAAGAUCAAGAACAUGAUCCAUCACGCUGUUCCAAAGGCGUACAUGCCUGUUAUUCAUGCCAUCUUUGCGGAGCUGUCGACCUUGGGCUUCGUCUCCCUCAUCGCCUUCCUGCUCAACUUCUCCAUCAGCAGCGAGAAGUCUCUCAUGGACAAGGUCGGGUACUCCAUCAGCCUCGGCCAUGAGCUGCACAACAUGUUCGAGCACAUGCACUGGCUGCUCUUCGGCGUUACAGCCACCUUCCUGUGCCUUUCGCUCUUCCUCCUCCGGGUGAACCUCUCCCAGCUGAGGCGGUACGAGAGCUGGUCGGAUCAGAUCGAGGAGGGGGUCGACGUGCUGCACCUCUCGCCCAAUGUCGGGCAGCACGAGCCGAGGCUUGGGUGGAUGCGUUGGACGAGCAGGAGAGACGAGAUGGAGGUGUUCCUGCGGGUGUUCUCGAGGUUUGUGGACGUGGAGGCAGUGCUGUCCAACAGCGAGGUCGAGAUCCCCAAGGACUUCAACCUCGGGCUCUACUUGAUGAAGCGAAGCUCCGCUAUUAUAUCCGCUAUCAUUCAGAUCUCCCCCCUCGACUGGCUCGUCCUCCUCCUCCUCUCCUUCGUCGCGUGGAUCGCCUGGUAUGUCAAUGCCGGCGAGAGCACAACGGAUGGAGGAUACGUGUGCUUCUGGAUCUACGAUAUCCUCCUCCUCCUCCUCGCCCUCGCUGUCGAUUACAAGCUCCACACCAUCAUGCUCGCCCUGGUGCCUGUGGAUCCGAACAAUGAAGGGAGAGGAAAAGAUGGAAUGGCCGCAAAGAGGCAGAAUGGGUGUGGUGGGCAGGAAUUUAGGGAUCAAAAUGGGGAGAGGAAAGAGGAGGAGCAGAGCAAGGAGACGAGACGAGACGGGGAGAGUGCAGCAGACAAGCUUGAGGUCUCGUCCUCAACGCAGGAGAUCUCUCUCUUUACCUCUCAAUUUGACGGAGCGCUGAUGAAAUCUCAUCGAGCGGUGGAGGUUCAGAACCAGGACGUGCAAGGCUGUGCAGCUCGAGCGGAAGGGCAAGAGGGAAGGGAAGGGAAUGGGGAGGUGAACAAAGAUGCAGCUGUCCAAGGAAACGGAGCCCAAAGUUCUGAGAUGGUUGAGAAGAAGGGUGAGAUCACCGAAUGUGAUCUAGACGAUGAGAUUCAGAUCGCCAUCGAAGUCACAGGACAAUUUUGUGAUCAUGUUGUGCGAAUGUCAUUCCCUUCUCUCUUCGAGGGAACAAAGCUUGCCUCCUCCAACCGGCUGCUGAGCUUCAGCCUCCGCCACGUCUUGUCGAACCCGGACGAUGACAAAGUUAUCUUCGACGAGGAGUUCAGCCACCGGCAGCACGCCAGAUUUGUUCCGAGGUACUUGUUGCAGGCAGAUAGCAACAGUCUCAAGGAGAGGAGCGAAUGGAGGAGGAGGAUAGGAGGCAGGGUGAUCAAUCACCACCAAGAGCUCUUCUGGUUCGACAAGAACGGUCCUGGCUUCCUCCUCCGCAUCAUCCGUCACCUCCUCCUCGCCUCGGUCGUCAUGAUUGCUCUCUCCCUCGAGCUCUUCCGAGAGAAAACUCUCUGCCUCCAUCUCUCCAGGUCCUCGGAGCGACGGGCGUCAGGGUCCUAUCAGACUUGCCCGACGACAGUGACGGGGGUCUUCCUCCUCAUCCUCUCCCUCCUCCCUCCGGUCUUCACGACUCUCCUCCUCACCAACAUCAUCCGCAACUUUGUGACAGCUACUUCCGUGGAGUAUCUCAAGUCUCGGGAGUGCAUCGUGGACGUGAUUCAUGAGCAGCAGCACCGGAGAACUCUCCGACUGUUUCGCCUCCUUAUCUCCAUCGCCUCUGUCAUCGAUCAAGUUCGUCUUGCGAGGCCUCGUGUUGCUCCGUCUACCGAGAAGACCAUCGGAGGUCGGAGAAGUCUUGACGGUGCACGGAACGAGAAGAGAAAUCUCGACUUUGUUCUCGGAACAUCGAGACCUUCUAGCCGAACAAGAGGGUGUGUUGAAGAGAUAUUCGUGAUGAUGAAGUUCAUGAUGGUGGUUGGAAUGGUGGAGGUGGUGGUGGUGGUGGUUGUGGGUGGAGGUGGUGGCGAUGAUGAUGAUGAUGAUUGCAGCAACAUCGACAAGGACCAAGAUGCUAGAAAUUCAUUUGAGAUGGAAACGUUCCAGGAAAGCAAAGCAAGAAACUCUCUGGAUUCCAAGCGACCGACUGAAAGAGCAAGAAACUCUCUGGAUUCCAAGCGACCGACUGAAAGAUCGCGCUUUAGCUUCGAGACGCUUGUCAGGAGAAGUCUGGAUGUGGCAAGAGGGAGCUUGGAGAGGAAUCCGAGGAGGAGCAACAAGAUCCCAGAGCAUGUCCUGAAGCACUUGAAGGAGAUCUUCGACGAGGCAGAUCGAGACGCUGCCCUCAACCCCCCGCGUGACUUGUUCUUGUUCACCUGUCAGACGAUGAGGCUCUUCGAGAUGAUCGACAUGCGGGGAGAUGGCAAGAUCUCCUUCCAGGAGUUCUCAGAGGUCAUGGCGAAGAGGAGCAUGAGAUCUACUCCGGAUGAGAUCGCAAACAAAAUCUGGACAGUCUUUGAUCCCAGCGGGAAGGGGAAGGUGACGCCAGAGACAGCAGUGGAGGCUCUCCUCAAGAUCAAGCCUCAAUUCGAUGUGACCCAGGUCUUCUACCUACUGUGGACCAUCGACAUUCAACGGAAGCACCACGUGACCAAGAUGGAGUUCGUGCUGUUCGUCAAGAGACUGUUUGAGGAGCGAUCGUUCGCAUUUCAAUUCACUUAG